Molecule: messenger RNA, 663 nt
Organism: Stegodyphus dumicola
Lineage: Eukaryota; Metazoa; Arthropoda; Arachnida; Araneae; Eresidae
Cellular component (GO): cytoplasm
Molecular function (GO): kinase activity; pseudouridylate synthase activity; hydrolase activity, acting on glycosyl bonds
Source: RefSeq, a predicted model, not a curated record
AUGGUUGUCGUUAAUCAGUCGUUUCAAUUGCCAGUAUGGCUUCCCAAUUACGAACUAAGAAAGCAUAAGAUUUUGGGAAAGUCUGUGGUAUCUCCAAGCAGAUCCAAUGAUUGCUUGGAUGACGUGAUUGAAGAAAGUUUAUGCCUAGGACUUCCUUUGUUGACGAACGAAUUGCAUAGUAUUGUCGUAACGCUCGGAGCUCAUGGUGUUCUUCUCAUCACAACUCUAGCCGCUUCAUCACCUUUUCCCACUAAAGAAUCUGUAGCGGAAGUGACUAAGCCGCGGGCGGUAUACUAUCCUGCUCCCAGAACUAAGAAUCUGAUUAGCGUGUCAGGGGCUGGAGACUGUUUUGCUGCGGGUAUGAUUGCAAGCAUCGUAUUAGGCUUGGAACCGAAUCACUGCAUCUAUGCCGGGCAACGUGCAGCUGCACUUUCUCUGCAUUCUCAUCUCGCCGUUCCGGAUACACUUAAUUCGGAUGAAGUUUUUAAUUUCCAAGAACCGAUCCAAAAGAGAAACAUUCUUUAAAAAAAUUAAUUUAAUUUGAAUUUUAACUAUGCGGAUGCAUUCCAGAUAUAUUUUAAUAUUGUUCUGUUUUUCUGUAUGAAAUAUUUUUCUAUGCAAAUAAAGUAUUUUUUAUUCUUUUUUACUGCAGCAAGUAAUAAA